UCGGGGAGGCUGAGCGAGGAGGACCCUGAGCGGGGAGGCCUUUCCGCUUGGCCCGGCUGCGGCUAGCGAAAGAGAAGCGCCUAUAAAAACAGAUUAAAAUGACAGGGAAAGAAUUUCUGGACCAUCCUAUGGAGAAAAUGAUCAAUAAUUCAAGAAGAAUCUCAGAAGCCACCUGGGAAAAGAUGUUUGAAAAAUUGCCUGCACGAGAUCAAAGUUUCUUCCAAAAUGGAGGUCUCGUCCUCGCCUUCAAUUCAAGUCUCCUUGCCUUGAUAUCUAAUAACUCAUUUAGGAAGAUUCUGCACGUCACACAGGCUCGUUAUUCAGCAGUUGCAGCCAUGUCCUUAAUGCCAUUCACCACAACUACAGUUGCUUACGAGGCCAUAGUAAAACACCCUUUGAUGACAGGCAAUUUAAACUGUGAAAUCUGUGCCAUGAUGAGAGGAAGUUUAGUAGGAGCUGUCAUAGGCUAUUUCUACCCCAUAAUUAUCGCACUGCCUCUGAAUGCAUUGCUGGCUACAAGGUACUAUACUGCUCCCUUGCCAAGCAAAGAGAAUGCAGUGCGAUUCUGGGUAGCGCUCAGCAAGCCCAUUUUCAAAACGAUGAGGUUUGGUGCUUUCAUCCAAGUGGCACUUGGAGCGUACCUUGGCUCAAGACAUCAUGAAAUAUAUCUCAAAAUGACCCGCAUGCCUGAACCCGGAAGGGAUCCUCAGGAAAUCGGAGAAUAAAACUUAAAAGGUGUUUAGCUUU
This is a messenger RNA of Protobothrops mucrosquamatus (brown spotted pit viper), 747 nucleotides long. Its product is annotated as transmembrane protein 126A. Gene Ontology annotation, cellular component: mitochondrion. The transcript is spliced from 5 exons. Gene Ontology annotation, biological process: mitochondrial respiratory chain complex I assembly. Bases 99 to 725 code for a protein of 208 amino acids. NCBI's taxonomy places the organism in Eukaryota, Metazoa, Chordata, Lepidosauria, Squamata, Viperidae. The record is from RefSeq and is a predicted model, not a curated record.